AUGGCCAUGGCGUUCCAGAGUAUCCUCCCCACGUUGCCUUGUUUUCUGCCGGCAUCCAACCUGCCUGAUGGCAUCGAUGCACCCGCUGUCGCCAGGGGAUUCGCCACCCUCGGAGCAUGGUCGUUGGAUGACUUCACAUCAGACGCCAUGUGGAGGGAUAGCGUCGCGCUAACAGGCACGCUGCGGACGUUCUAUUCAGCGGCAACCGUCUCUGCGGGUUGGACUGAGCGAUGUUUCGCCCGUCAAGUCCACGCUUUUCAGCUGAAUCCUGACGCUGCACGGGUGGUCCGUCCAGCCCCGGGUCUGGGUUGGAUCAAUAUCCCGUUUACAUUUGCUACAAAUACUCCCACUACCACGUGCUCGGGAUUUGUGUCCUUGGUACGGGGUGAAGGUGGCUGGAAGAUAUGGCUGUUGCGGACAAUUCUGGAGCAGUUUGACGGCUACCCUAACGUGGACGAGCCUCCGCAGCAGCCUCCGGUCCCAAUCGACGGCGCAGAAUACGAGUGUGUGAUCGUUGGCUGCGGACAAUCCGGCUUGAGUGUCGCUGGAAGGCUACAGGCACUAGGUGUGUCGUACGUGGUAGUCGACAAAGUAUCUCAAGUCGGAGAGUCCUGGCUCCAGCGUUACGAAUCGAUGAAAUUGCACACCCCCCGCGAGACCUCCCACCUACCUUUCGGGCGCACCUUCACCGACGAAUACCCAGAAUUCCUGAGCAGACAAGACCUGGCCCGGGGGUAUCAAGCGUGGGCCGAGAAAUACUCCAUUAACAUUUUAUUCUCAACCGAGCUGGUAUCCGGAUCUUGGAACGGGGAUAGACGAAGAUGGACCCUGCAUCUGCGUCAAAAUGGUGAGGUCCGCUCAAUCGCAUGCACUCAUGUCGUGAUGGCAGUAGGCGCGGGAGGGCAUGAGCCUGUCCGGCCUCAUUAUCUAGGCGAGGACAUAUUCCAAGGUGACAUACUGCACACGGCACAGUAUAAUAACCCGCAUCAGUGGAGGGGCAAACGUGCUAUAAUCAUCGGAUGUGCGAACUCGGCGCACGACGUCGCGGAGGACAUGGUCGAGGCGGGGCUGGCGUCGGUGACUAUGGUUCAGCGCAGUCGGACCUGCGUCAUCCCCGUCGAAUACAUGCCCACACGAGCAGCCGACACAAUCACCACCGCCGACAGAAAUCAAUACUCCGCCCCCCUGGCCCUAAACUGGCAGCUCUCGCGCCUCCACAUUCGGGCACAAAUCGAGGCGAACCCGGCCCGCUUCGACGCUCUCGAGCGUGCGGGCUUCCGCGUCGACCGCAGCGGCGACGUCUUCGCGCACGUCCACGAACGAUACGGCGGACACUAUCUGGACGUGGGGAACUGCGCGAAUAUUGUCAAGGGAUUGAUCCAAAUCAAAUCCACAUCCCCCAACCACCCAAUCCGCUUCACACCAAGCGGUCUCCUCUUCUCAGAGGGCUCAAACGACAGCCACCUCCCCGCCGACGUGAUCGUCUUUGCGACGGGAUUCAAGCAGAACGUGCGUGAUACCGUGCGCCAGCUCUUCGGGGAGGACGUCUACGACGCUGUUGACGAUUACUGGGGGAUUGAUAAUGAGGGCGAGAUCCGGGGGGCGUUUAAGCCUAGUUAUCAUGGGAAUAUCUGGUUCUUGUCUGGGACGUCGGGCCACUCGAGGUAUUUUUCGAGGUUCAUUGCGCUGCUGAUCAAGGCGGGUGUGGAGGGAGUGGAGGUGCCGGUUUAUCGGGGGGUUCCGGGGAAGGCACAUGAGGUUGAGGAGGUGGGGGGGCGGGGGCGGGGGCGGGGGCACAAGAAUUAG
Aspergillus heteromorphus CBS 117.55 is the source of this 1806-nucleotide messenger RNA. RefSeq names its product flavin-containing monooxygenase. The record is from RefSeq and is a predicted model, not a curated record. The coding region runs from base 1 to 1806 and encodes 601 amino acids. The transcript is spliced from 9 exons. NCBI's taxonomy places the organism in Eukaryota, Fungi, Ascomycota, Eurotiomycetes, Eurotiales, Aspergillaceae. Gene Ontology annotation, molecular function: monooxygenase activity; flavin adenine dinucleotide binding.